Molecule: messenger RNA, 1875 nt
Organism: Manihot esculenta (cassava)
Lineage: Eukaryota; Viridiplantae; Streptophyta; Magnoliopsida; Malpighiales; Euphorbiaceae
Product: bifunctional 3-dehydroquinate dehydratase/shikimate dehydrogenase, chloroplastic
Exons: 11
Coding region: 31-1740 (569 amino acids)
Biological process (GO): chorismate biosynthetic process; shikimate metabolic process
Molecular function (GO): 3-dehydroquinate dehydratase activity; shikimate 3-dehydrogenase (NADP+) activity
Source: RefSeq, a predicted model, not a curated record
UUGACAGCAAGAAAAUUUGGUUAAAUUUUCAUGUUAAACACCUUCAAAUUAGCUACUAUAAAAUCACUCACCACCCUUUUACGUACUGUAACUCGGCUUCCAGGAGUCUUAAGGCCAGCACCACCACCACCAUCCUCCUCCGCCAUGGGAAGCCUUCCGUUCACAAUGUCUGAUCUUCAACUGAGUUCUAAAGAAGUUCAGGGCAGUCCUACGUUGUUAUGUACUCCACUAAUGGGAACCGCUGUCGACCAAAUGUUGAUUGAGAUGCAAAGAGCUAAGGAUAUCGGAGCUGAUGUUGUUGAAAUCCGGCUAGACUGCCUGAAAAACUUCAGUCCUCGCCAAGAUCUUGAAACCCUCAUUAAACAGUCUCCUCUUCCUACCCUGGUCACUUACAGACCAAGCUGGGAAGGUGGUCAAUAUGAGGGUGAUGAAACCAAGAGACAGGAUGCACUUCGUUUAGCAAUGCAGUUGGGAGCUACUUAUGUUGAUAUUGAGCUUCAGGUUGCUCAUGACUUUAACAAUUCAAUAUCUGGAAGCAAGCCUGAUAACUUCAAAGUCAUUGUUUCUUCUCACAAUUUUCAUAAUACUCCAUCUGCUGAAGCCAUUGCCAAUCUUGUUGCAAGAAUUCAAGCUACUGGAGCUGACAUUGUCAAGAUUGCAACAACUGCUUUAGACAUUACAGAUUGUGCUCGUAUUUUUCAGAUUAUGGUGCAUUCUCAGGUUCCAAUUAUUGGAAUUGUUAUGGGUGAAAGGGGCUUGAUUUCGCGUUUGCUUAGCCCCAAGUUUGGUGGAUUCCUGACGUACGGUGCCCUGGAGGCAGGUGGUGUAUCAGCUUCUGGACAACCAACUGCGAAGGAUUUGCUGGAUUUAUACAACUUCAGGCUUAUAAGGCCUGAUACCAAAGUGUAUGGCAUUAUUGGGAAACCUGUCGGUCACAGCAAGAGUCCUCUCUUGUUCAAUGCAUCGUUUAAGUCCGUUGGUCUUAACGCAGUUUACAUGCAUUUUCUGGUGGAUGAUGUGGAGAAGUUUUUCAACACCUAUUCAUCGGUUGAUUUUGCUUCUGGAUGCAGCUGCACUAUCCCCCACAAGGAGGUUGCACUCAAAUGCAUGGAUGAAAUUGACCCCAUUGCCAAGAAAAUUGGAGCAAUCAACAAUAUUGUCAGGAGGCCUGAUGGAACUUUAAUGGCUUACAACACUGACUACAUUGGUGCCAUUUCUGCAAUCGAGGAUGGCCUACGAGAGCUAAAUGGGAAAGUCCCAGCAGGUACCUCACCCUUAGCUGGUAAACUGUUCGUAGUUCUGGGCGCUGGUGGUGCUGGAAAGUCACUUGCCUACGGUGGUGCACAAAAAGGAGCUAGAGUUGUAGUUGCCAAUCGAUCAUAUGAAAGAGCUAAGGAGCUGGCUGACAAAGUUGGUGGCCAAGCAAUGGCACUUGCAGAAGUAGAACAUUUCCAUCCAGAAGAAGGCAUGGUUCUUGCAAAUACUACAUCUGUGGGAAUGAAACCUAACUUUGAUGCCACCCCAUUAGCACAGCAUGCCUUGAAACAUUAUUGCCUAGUCUUUGAUGCCAUUUACACACCAAAAGACACAAGACUCUUACGUGAAGCAAAAGAAAGUGGAGCUCUUGUUGUCUAUGGAACAGAAAUGUUGAUUCGCCAAGGUUUUGAACAGUACAAGAACUUCACAGGCUUGCCUGCACCAGAAGAAUUAUUCAGGCAACUCAUGGACAAACAUGCAUGAGAGGCAAUUUCAAUCCAAGCCCUGACACCUGUGUUGUUCAGACUCUAUCUCCUUAUAGCUAGUGAUUAUUAUUGUUUAAUAACUAAGUUGUACCAAUAAAUCUUCUUUAAGAAUCAAUUGAAGGGAUCUUGUCUA